CUCCCGCUUAAUUCAGGUUUAUGGCCAAGCUGCUUCUCAGGCGGUGCUGUUGCUUUUCUUCUCAAGAAUCUCCCUCCUUCUUACCGGAAUUUGGAAUCGAGUGAGUUUUCUGACGUGUUUGAGCACAGGACCCAGGGGUACUUCGAGAGAGAAGUGGUCCUAGAGGAGCUGGACUGAUCAUAGAAAUGAGUCCUGCAGAUGCUCUCGAUGAUGAAAAUACAUUUAAAAUCUUAGUUGCAACAGAUAUUCAUCUGGGAUAUAUGGAAAAAGAUGCCGUCAGAGGAAAUGAUACGUUUGUAACACUUGAUGAAAUUUUAAGACUUGCCCAGGAAAAUGAUGUGGAUUUCAUUUUGUUAGGGGGUGAUCUUUUUCAUGAAAAUAAACCCUCAAGAAAAACAAUACAUAACUGCCUCGAGUUAUUAAGAAAAUAUUGCAUGGGGGAUCGUCCUGUACAGUUUGAAAUUAUCAGCGAUCAGUCAGUCAACUUCGGUUUUAGUAAGUUUCCAUGGGUGAACUACGAAGAUAGCAAUCUCAACAUUUCAAUUCCUGUGUUUAGUAUUCAUGGCAAUCAUGAUGAUCCUACGGGGGCAGACUCACUCUGCGCCCUGGAUAUUUUAAGUUGUGCUGGAUUUGUAAAUCACUUUGGACGUUCAAUGUCUGUGGAGAAGAUAGACAUUAGUCCGGUUUUGCUUCAAAAAGGAAGCACAAAAAUUGCUCUAUAUGGCUUAGGAUCCAUUCCAGAUGAAAGGCUCUAUCGAAUGUUCGUCAACAAAAAAGUGACAAUGUUGAGACCAAAAGAAGAUGGGAACUCUUGGUUUAACUUAUUUGUGAUUCAUCAGAACAGGAGUAAACACGGAAGUACUAACUUCAUUCCAGAACAGUUUUUGGAUGACUUCAUUGAUCUUGUUAUCUGGGGCCAUGAACAUGAGUGUAAAAUAGCUCCAACCAAAAAUGAACAACAGCUCUUUUACGUAUCACAACCUGGAAGCUCAGUGGUCACUUCUCUUUCCCCAGGAGAAGCUGUAAAGAAACACGUUGGUUUGCUGCGUAUUAAAGGAAGGAAGAUGAACAUGCAGAAAAUUCCUCUCCGCACAGUGCGGCAGUUUUUCAUGGAGGAUGUCGUUCUGGCUGAUCAUCCAGACAUUUUUAACCCCGAUAAUCCUAAAGUAACCCAAGCCAUACAAAGCUUCUGCUUGGAGAAGAUUGAAGAAAUGCUUGAAAAUGCAGAACGGGAACGUCUGGGAAAUUCUCGACAGCCAGAGAAGCCUCUUAUACGACUGCGAGUGGACUAUAGUGGAGGCUUUGAACCGUUCAGUGUUCUUCGCUUUAGCCAGAAAUUUGUGGACCGGGUAGCUAAUCCAAAAGAUGUUAUCCAUUUUUUCAGGCGUAGAGAACAAAAGGAAGACACUGGAGAAGAGAUCAACUUUGGGAAGUUCAUCACAAAACCUUCAGAAGUAACAACUCUAAGGGUAGAAGAUCUUGUGAAACAGUAUUUUCAAACCGCAGAGAAGAACGUGCAGCUCUCACUUCUAACAGAAAGGGGAAUGGGUGAAGCAGUACAAGAAUUUGUGGACAAGGAAGAAAAAGAUGCCAUAGAGGAAUUAGUGAAAUAUCAGUUGGAAAAAACACAGCGAUUUCUUAAAGAACGUCAUACUGAUGCCCUAGAAGAUAAAAUCGAUGAAGAGGUACGUCGUUUCAGAGAAAGCAGACAGAAGAAUGAAGAAGAUGAUGAAGUCCGAGAGGCCAUGAGUAGGGCCAGAGCCCUCAGAUCUCAGUCAGAGGAAGCUGCUUCCGCCUUUAGUGCUGAUGACCUUAUGAGUAUAGAUUUGGCAGAACAGAUGGCUGAUGACUCUGAUGACAGCAUCACAGCAGCAGCCAACAAAGGAAGAGGCCGAGGAAGAGGCCGGAGAGGAGGAAGAGGGCAGAAUCCAGUGUCAAGAGGAGGAUCUCAGAGAGGAAGAGCAGGCGCUGCUCUGGAGACUUCUACUCGAGGCAGAAGUUCAAAGGCCACUAUGUCAACAUCUAGAAAUAUGUCUAUUAUAGAUGCCUUUAAAGCUGCAAGACAGCAGCCCUCCCAAAAUGUUGCUACUAAGAAUUAUUCAGAGGUGAUUGUGGUAGGUGAGUCAGAUACGGAAGAAGACAUUUUUCCUACCACUUCCAAAGCUGAUCAAAGGUGGCUGAGCACUUCAUCAUCGAGCAAACACACGUCCCGGAGCAAAAUCACUAAAGGGGUUGAUUUUGAAUCAGAUGAGGAUGAUGAUGAUCCUUUUAUGAACCCUAGUUCUGUAAGAAGAAACAGAAGAUAAUAUAUUUAAUGGCAGUUUGAAGUUUUCAAGAUUCAGGAAAAAUCGAAACGUUGCAAACUACGAGUUUACCAGUUGAAGAUUUUUUGAGUAUUGCUGUUAACUGAAGAAUUUGAAUGAUUCUUACUUAACAGAGAAACUAGUGUAUAAAAAUUUAUGUUUUUGAAUAUCAUUUCCUGAACAUGACUUCAUUAUUUGAGAAACUUCCCAGCUCAAGGGCGUAUAGAAUAGCAUUGGUUUUCCUUAUUUUUUAAUCUGGUUGUUAACAUUACCUGUUCUAUAAAUGCUCCAUAAAACUUAGAAUGUUGUUUUUCUGACAUACAUCAGUAUAUGUCUUACCAAGUGAGAGCUUUGCUUAAAUACAGUCUUGAGUAAGGACUAAAAUAAAUCUACCAUUGUAUGUUUCUGCUUUAUAAUCAAAGACUGUGCCAGGAUUUUAAGGUUAUUAUAUGUAGCCAAAGUUGAGGAAAAGAGCUUAUAGAAUCUAGUCCUUUUUAUAAUUUUCGUAAUUUCUAGACAUCCUGGAUUUCCUGCAGGUAAAACAAUUUAUAUGAAACGGUGCCUAAGCUCACUGUCUGUUACUCAGUAUAUGUUCUUUUUCUAAUGCUUGUGAUAGUAUCAGCCAGAAACUUUGAAUGAUUACAUAUACCCUAGACUUUGAAAAAUUAGAUAUGUUUGUAUCAAAAAAUAAAGUCUGUCAGAAUUAUUGUUUUUUAUUCCA
Messenger RNA from Lagenorhynchus albirostris (white-beaked dolphin), 3024 nucleotides. RefSeq names its product MRE11 homolog, double strand break repair nuclease (gene MRE11). Bases 186 to 2306 code for a protein of 706 amino acids. NCBI's taxonomy places the organism in Eukaryota, Metazoa, Chordata, Mammalia, Artiodactyla, Delphinidae. The record is from RefSeq and is a predicted model, not a curated record. Gene Ontology annotation, biological process: mitochondrial double-strand break repair via homologous recombination; telomere maintenance; double-strand break repair via nonhomologous end joining. The transcript is spliced from 20 exons. Gene Ontology annotation, molecular function: DNA endonuclease activity; 3'-5'-DNA exonuclease activity; manganese ion binding. Gene Ontology annotation, cellular component: nucleus; Mre11 complex.